UUGGCUCCCACGGUAGGAGAGGUGGGAGCCUGCGCCCGGCGUUUCCUCCCGCCGCAGCUUCCUCGGCGCAGCCGGGGCAGCCAAGUUCCCUGCGGGAGCUGGGGUCAGGGCGGUGGUCUGCGCGGCUGGGACCUGAGUCAAAGUAAGAUCCUGGCCGGACGCAGUGGGCUCCACCACCCGCAAGAUGGAAGGGACAGAGGGCAAUCCCGGGCAGCCUGGCUCCGCUGAGCGGUCCCACCGAAGCAGCGUGUCCUCCGUGGGAGCCCGAGCAGCCGAUGUACUGGUGUACUUGGCCGAUGACACAGUGGUGCCCCUGGCCAUGGAGAACCUUCCCUCUCUCAGCGCUCAUGAGCUGCACCGUGCAAUCCGAGAGGUCCUGCAGCUCCCAGAUGCUGCCCUGGAUGCCUUCGCACUGUGGCUCGUCUCCCCUCUGCUGGAGGUACAGCUGAAGCCCAAGCACCAGCCCUACAAGCUGGGCCGCCAAUGGCCGGAGCUGCUGCUACGCUUCACAGAUGCCCCAGAUGACGACGUGGCCAUGGACGAGCCUUCCCUGCAGUUUCGGAGGAACGUGUUCUUCCCAAAGUGGCGGGAGCUCCAGAUCUGCGAUGAGGAGGUCCUGCGGCUUCUCUACGAGGAGGCCAAGGGCAAUGUGAUAGCCGCUCGGUACCCAUGCGACAUGGAGGACUGUGAGGCCCUGGGUGCCCUGGUGUGCCGUGUGCAGCUUGGGCCUUACCAACCUAGCCAGCCUGCGACCUGCACCCUGAGGGAGAAGCUGGACUCCUUCCUCCCUGCCCACCUCUGCAAGCGGAACCACGGCCUCUUUGCUGCCUUCCGGGGCCGUGGAGCCAAGGUGGGAACAGGCGAGCAGGGCCUGUUGAAUGCCUACCGCCAGGUGAAGGAAGCAGUCAGCAGCGAUGGCGCACACGAGGCCACCCUGGGCUUUCACUAUCGUGCCUACCUCCUCAAGUGCCACGAGCUGCCCUUCUACGGGUGUGCCUUCUUCCGCGGUGAGAUUGACAAGCCAGCCCAGGGCUUUUUGCACCGUGGUGGACGAAAGCCAGUGAUCGUGGCCAUCAGUCUGGAAGGCGUGCAUGUUAUUGACAGUAGGGAGAAGCACGUCCUGCUGGGCCUGCGCUUCCAGGAGCUGUCGUGGGACCACACCUCCCCGGAGGAGGAGGAGCCUGUCCUGUGGCUGGAGUUCGAUGGGGACACCGAGGGCCUUCCUGUCAACAAGCUGCUCAGGAUCUACUCCAAGCAGGCCGAGCUGAUGAGCAGCCUCAUUGAGUACUGCAUUGAGUUGAACCAAGCUGCGGAGCCCACCGCCCCCCAGGAGAGUACGUCUGGCCCCCACUCUGCCCACAGCCCUUCAUUGCCUCCCGCUCAGCGCCCCAAGCUGCGGAGGCAGAGCAGCGUGGUGUGCAGCCGGAUCCAGCACCUCUCCACCAUAGACUACGUGGAAGACGGCAAGGGGAUCAAGCGGGUGAAGCCAAAACGGUCCACGUCCUUCUUCAGCCGUCAGCUCUCCACUGGCCAGCGGGGCUAUACUGUGGUGCAGCCUGCCGAAAGCCUGGAGCAGGGCUGAGGACACUGCGCUGGGCAGGAGGAGGGCACUGGGACCCAGCCUCUGGACCUGCCCCAGCACUGUCCUCCCAGGCAGAGGCCCGGCGCAUUCAUCCAAAGCUUGUGUACAUGGUAGCAAGUGGCUUUGAUCCCUCAGGCCACAGAGGAGGGGCUGCUGCUGCUGGGGACGAUGCCUGCACUGGUGGACCUGGCCAGGGCCUCCACAGGGUCCCUCUUGCAGCCUGCCCUGCCACUCUUGGACGCAUCUUCAUGCCCGUCACGAGGAGUGUAGCAUCCUCUGCCCUGCAGGGACUGCAGGCAGCCCCGAUGGCAGGUGGCUGAAGUCAGGGCUUCGGUCCUGCAGGGUCCAUGUUUUUUUUGCUUGGACCUCGGUCACCACACCUCACAUUCCUUCUGCUGCCGUUCCACCCACCCUACCAGGAGGGGCUGGCACUCAGGAGUGAGUAACUCCCUGGAUUGAGCCCUCUGAAACAGGUGCGGCCCUCACACCAUCCCUGAACGGGGAUUAGAGGGAGCUGGGUAGGCUCCCCUUUGCUCACAUCCCCCCAGUGGGAUCAGACCCUGAACAGAAGGAAGGUGCCUUUAUGUAGCUUAGGUGAUGUCACUGUGCUGCCAGGUGGCCAUCUUGGGGACUAGCAGGCCCACCAGACCGGCACUACUGGGAAAAGCUGCCCCAAAAGCUCUUGUCACUCCAGGCCCAGACAGGUCCCCCCAUGGAUCCACCCCCCCGUGCCCAGGACCUCCAGAUUUGCAUUUGGUCUCUUCUCCUCUGCUUUUGUUUGGUGAAGCUGGUGAAACCUUGUUAACCUCAGAGCCUGUAAGGCUGUCCUUCCGCAAAGGUGUGGGGGUCCCCUGGGGACCAGUCUCAGUGACACAGAUGUUUCUCCCCUCCCAAGGACUUUGAAAAGGAAGCUUGUGGCUGGGGAUUUAGCUCAGUGGUUCUGCUGCCUGCCUCGAAACCUCAAGCUCCCGAGUUCUAUCCCUGGUACCAAAAAAAGAAAAGAAGGCUUGGAUGUGGGUGUUUGACUCCCCCCGCACUUUGGAACCUAGGGUUGAACACACUGGGCCAGCGAGCUGUACCCAAGACCCCAGCUUUGACCCCUGGCAACAGUGGAUCUGUCUUUGGAGAGAAGCUGGCCCUCAAGAUGGGUCCUUUCCUGACCCUGGGCUUCUCUCUGGGGACUGUUGUCCCUUCUUAGUGGUAACUAUGGAAAUAGGAACAUCUCGUGCUUCAAAUCUGAGAGCUGUUUAUCUGCCCGAGGUAACUUGCAAGCUCCAGAUGUUCAGAGGUGGCUUGCCUUCUAGCAUCAGGGACUUUGUUAUUUAUCGUAAGUAAGGAGAGAGACCUGGGAGUUGCCGCCAGCGUUUUUUUGGAAUGUUCAGGCUGCAUUGUUGGCAUCAGCUGCCACCUCGUGUCUCCCCUGCUGGCUUGGUAUCUGACCUCACUGAGCUGCCAGCCCGCUGGUCACCUGGGCCCACUCCCUGAUGGUUCCAGCACAUUCUUACCGGAUGGGCUCGCUGGAAGCUGGGGUGUGGUCAGGAGUGUGUGCAGAUUGCAUGUUUCCACCGUUGAGCUCGUUCUCAUUUUCUAAGCAUCCAUUGUGCCUUAUUCUUCCCUGCCUGCCCUUUGGGACAAAGCAGUAUUCUGAAAUGUCUUUGAAUGUCCUCAUUCUUUUGUAUCAUGGAAUUUAUUAAUAAAAUCAGUUUCUAGCAACCCUCGGGCAGUUUCUGAUAGGAAAUACUAAGGG
Messenger RNA from Fukomys damarensis (Damara mole-rat), 3329 nucleotides. It is a transcript of the gene Frmd8, whose product is annotated as FERM domain containing 8. Bases 185 to 1582 code for a protein of 465 amino acids. Gene Ontology annotation, biological process: negative regulation of canonical Wnt signaling pathway. Lineage: Eukaryota; Metazoa; Chordata; Mammalia; Rodentia; Bathyergidae. The transcript has 11 exons. Gene Ontology annotation, cellular component: cytoskeleton; plasma membrane. The record is from RefSeq and is a predicted model, not a curated record.